AUGACAGAUCCCAGGUGACAAUUUGCAGAAAAAGUGGUAAAUUUUCCAGAAUUUGUAGGCUAGACUUCAACGACAGCCCGCUACUCGACACACCCAGCGGCGGAUUCUUGGAGCAGGUCAAACAAGGACGACAAGAAGAUUUUCCACGAAAAAGAAAGUUUCAGACAUUCCUGAAUCCGAGAAACAAUGACAGGAGCAGAAGAUCGCUGGCUUCAACGGAACCGGACUUCGCGAACCCGGCGGGCGCGUGCCACAUGGUCUAUUGGCAGGAUUGCAUCGCACAAUUGGCCGUCGAAAUUCGAGGUACUUUAAAAAUCACAGAAAAAUCUAAAGUUUCACUGACAAACUCUUUAAACAAAUCAAUUUUUGACUUAAAAACGUCUGAAAAAUACUAUUGUUUUGUCAAUUUCACAUCAAUUUUAAGAAAAACAGAAUGUGGCAAAUGCGUGCGAUUUCGAGUUCCUCAAACCAGAAAUUGUCGAGUACCUGUUCACAGUAUGCGUUCGGCUGAGGUUACCCAGUGAAGUGAGGUUCACAGCGGCUCUCAUUCUCAAUUUGUGAGUUUCUUCUUCAAAAUUUCAAAAUUAUUCAAAAUCGUUGCAGAUACCUACUCCGACAAAUCUGUUCUCUUCACGAAUUCGUGGAAAAAAAGGAGAUGCCGGCGCUGCUGAAACAGCGGGAAUGGGAGAAUUUGGAGACGAAUAUGGAGAGACAAUUGCCGUUACGCAUCCUCACCGCCAUUCAGAUCAGCAGCAAAAUUCACAGCUAUCACGAUGUUCGAAAUUUAACAAUUUUUUACACAUUUUCUCUACAAUUGUCUUGUUUCGAAAAAGCAUUACAGAGUAUAUCCUCGCGUCAAGUGGUAAAUACGCUGCGAAAAAUCGGCUACCCGUACACAAUAUCGGCUGUGGAACUGUCGGAGCAGCGAAUCUUUAAAUUCAUCGGCUUCCGCAUCCCCGACAGUCCGUUCGAAGCGUGCGAAAUGACAAUGAAAGUGCUGACGUUCACAAUGAAUCGGAGAGGAAUAAUCGAGGAGGAAAAGUACGAGGAUCUGUGGCAGCACGUGCUCAUUGUGCUCGACAUUUGCUUCAUUAAUCACGCUGAGAUUUAUGAGAGUUUUCUACGAAAAUGUCCGUAUUUGUUGGAAAGUGAUUGCGAAAAAAGGUAUAAUGGUGGGAAAAUUGGAAACAUUGGAGGUUUUUCAGAUUAAUAUUGUCGAAAUUCAAAUGGGAUGUUCUAUUGCUCGCCUCUGCUGCCGUUCAGACUGCCGUGACGCUCAGUAUCGGCAACGAACACAUCAGAAUUGUGAGAAAAUGUUUCUACAAAUUUUAUGAAAAAUUUUGCAGAUAUCAGAAGUGAUAAAUCGCCUGUUGCGAUGCGAUCCGGACUUUGUGGACGCUUUGAGAUUGUCGAUACUCGAACUGGCAAAGGAGAAAAAGGAAGAGGAGUACUCGGAAGUGGACAUCUGA
Molecule: messenger RNA, 1469 nt
Organism: Caenorhabditis sp. 36 PRJEB53466
Lineage: Eukaryota; Metazoa; Nematoda; Chromadorea; Rhabditida; Rhabditidae
Source: the annotation of a GenBank genome assembly